Messenger RNA from Achroia grisella, 1818 nucleotides. Its product is annotated as cholinesterase 2-like. NCBI's taxonomy places the organism in Eukaryota, Metazoa, Arthropoda, Insecta, Lepidoptera, Pyralidae. The transcript is spliced from 6 exons. The record is from RefSeq and is a predicted model, not a curated record. The coding region runs from base 1 to 1818 and encodes 605 amino acids.
AUGUAUAUCUGUCAUGCAUUAGUACCGAAAAAUAGCGUAUGUGCUCUUUCAAGUUGGACUGUUGAGACUACCCAAGCAUUAUUUAAAGGUUCUAUAGCUCCGGACGGCGAUUAUUACACUUUCUUGGGUCUGAAAUAUGGCAAAUCUAUCACCAACGAAAAUAGAUUUAUGGCACCUCAACCGGCGGACGAGUACUAUGGUUUAUACUUAGCAGAUUAUACGAAGCAUUGUUUACAACCACCAUCGCAAGGACCAAAUGCUGGUAUCGAAGACUGUUUAGAAUUGAAUAUUUAUGCAAAAAAUUAUAUUGCGUCUCAACCUGUCAUAGUCUGGCUAGAAGGAGAGGAAUAUUUGUCCACUAAAAUUAAGACAACAUUCCGAAGACUCGUUCAGAAGAAUACAAUUGUGGUAUCAUUGAAUUAUCGUGUAUCCAUUUUUGGAUUUCUUUGUCUUGGUGUUCCGGAGGCUCCUGGCAAUGCUGGCCUUAAAGACGUUAUAUUGGGGCUACGAUGGAUUAAGGAAAAUAUAAUUCAAUUUGGAGGUGAUCCGAACAAUGUUAUGCUUCUUGGACAUGGAUCUGGUGCUGCAAUGGUUGACCUGAUCACUAUGUCACCACUCUCAAAAGAUUUGGUACAUAAAGCAUUCGUUAUUAGUGGAUCAGCAUUAGCACCUUGGGCUAUAUCCUACGACCCAAUCGGUUAUGCUAAUAUUGUAGGAGAAAAACUAGCUUACUCUGGAAAAACUCCGAGAAAAUUAGCAGAAGAACUAAAAUCUAUUGAUAUUGACGUAUUAUUAUAUGCAUUAAAUAUUGAAUUUACCAAUAAUACUGUCUUAUUUGCUCCUUGUGUAGAGAACGAUAAACUUCAGGACCCCUUUCUUUAUGACACUCCAAUAAACAUAUUGAAAAAUGGUAGUUUUAACCAUAUCCCUUAUGUGGCAGCUUUCGCUGACAGAGAAGGAACAUUAAGAGCUAAUAAAUAUAGUGAUUGGCUAACCAAAAUGGAAUCAAAUUUCAUUUCGUUUAUUCCAAGGGAUUUAGAAUUUGGUUCUGAAAUGGAGAAGACUUUUAUGGGUAAUUCCAUACGCGAAUUUUAUUUCAACAACAGCGCUAAUAUUAGUAUAAAAGACUACCUGGACUAUCAUGGAGAUACCUCAAUUAUUGUACCAUUAAUAAGAGGUGUCAAAGUCAGAGCAAAGAUGUCGAGAGCUAACGUUUAUUUACUUGAGUUUGCGUACCGUGGUUCAACAAUCGAUGACUGGCCGCAUCCUAAUAUACCACUGAAUGGUGUUAAACACGGGGAAAUCCUGGAAUAUUUAUUUGAUAAAGAUAUGACCAAGCAUGGAGAAAAUGCAAAGACAUCGCUUAUAAAUUAUAUCUCAUCGUUUGCGAGAACCGGGAUACCCAGUUCCAACGCUGUAUCAGAGCAAAAAUGGUUACCAGUUCAAAGUAAGAGUUUCAACUAUUUGUAUUUUGGUGGUGUACAUGGUAAUCCGCACACAGAAGUACUACAACGGGAUCCCCAUGCAGAAACCGUGACGUUCUGGAAUGAUCUUUACGAUAAUUUCCAUAAGAUUCCGAAUGAAUAUUCAAAUUCGACAGAGUACCUUAUAUCAAGACAAUUAUCGUACUGCCAUAAUGAAAUAGAAGAAAGUAUGUUCAAUAUUAAUAAUGAACCAAUAGAAUUCCCGCACAGCCAUAAUGAAAUAGAAGAAAGUAUGUUCGAUAUUAAUAAUGAAGAAUGCCCACACAGCCAUAAUGAAAUAGAAGAAAAAGCCGCUAUCGUAUCUGGAAUUGAAGAUGAGAAAAAUGAAGUGUAA